AUGUCGGACUUCCUCCGUAGAGCAUCCGACGCCUUUCAUCAUCGCGAUCGCCAAGGUUCAGCUGGCAGCGUAGGUUCGACGGACGCGCCCGAGUCCCCAGGUGCAGCAAAGUCACCCACGUCGCCUGAGCAGGACUCGAUGAAUCAGAAGUCCCAGUCUACUCAGCCUACUCAGCCAACAACGAAUUUUGAACCUUCUGCUGGUAUAGCAAGUGGUAAUACUGCCAAUACCGCUAGUCCCAAUAGUCAACGCCGCCAUUGGGGCUGGCCACACAAGAAGGGUGGCAAGCCCGAGACAAAACAGCCGAGUUCCCAGGAGCAAAAGGAUACUGACUGGAUUAUCGGAACGUAA
Molecule: messenger RNA, 351 nt
Organism: Penicillium argentinense
Lineage: Eukaryota; Fungi; Ascomycota; Eurotiomycetes; Eurotiales; Aspergillaceae
Exons: 2
Coding region: 1-351 (116 amino acids)
Source: RefSeq, a predicted model, not a curated record